Hyla sarda is the source of this 1860-nucleotide messenger RNA. RefSeq lists its product as uncharacterized. NCBI's taxonomy places the organism in Eukaryota, Metazoa, Chordata, Amphibia, Anura, Hylidae. The transcript has 3 exons. The record is from RefSeq and is a predicted model, not a curated record. The coding region runs from base 1 to 1860 and encodes 619 amino acids.
AUGCAUGUCCCCAUGUUCUCUCCCAGCCAACCUGCAGUCUUCUGUAUUGUGCCAUCCCAGGGGCUGGUGCAACCAACCCUAGUCACCCCACCAGCUCCAGUUCUGUCACCAUUGGCACCAAUCUACACCCCGGUUUCCAGGUCUCCAGUGUCUCUUCUAGCCAGCCCGAGUCCUCAUAGUCCAGAACCAGCUCCAACUUUGGAAUUUGAUCACCAAGAAUCCCCUACAACUCCAAUCAUGAAAAGGGCUCCCGAAGAGGGAAGUGUUCCUGGUUCACAAGAAGUGGUGCUGCGUAGGUCCCAAAGGUCUACACAGGGCCAACUGCCAGCAAGAUUCAAAGAUUAUGUGUCAAAGCGUGUAUGGACAUUAUACAAUAACUCUUUAUUUUCAUUGGUCAUACAAAGGUUCAGCCUGGAAAUGAAUGUUAAGUGCAAUGCUCCAGGAUUGCACGUAGCCCCUGUGGCCAUUUCGCUCCUCCGCCCUGCCGGACUGGGAGUCGAGGGCGACUUUAUUCAAGUGGGGGAGUUUGUGAUGUACCACCCACCGCCACAUCAAGCCCACUGCUACAUCGAGCCCACCGCCACAUCGAGCCCACCGCCACAUCGAGCCCACCGCCACAUCAAGCCCACUGCUACAUCAAGCUCACUGCCACAUCAAGCCCACCGCUACAUCAAGCCCACUGCUACGUCAAGCCCACCGCCACAUCAAGCCCACCGCCACAUCAAGCCCACCACCACGUCAAGCCCACCGCCACAUCAAGCCCACUGCUACGUCAAGCCCACCGCCACAUCAAGCCCACCGCCACAUCAAGCCCACCACCACGUCAAGCCCACCGCCACAUCAAGCCCACUGCCACGUCAAGCCCACCGCCAUGUCAAGCCCACCGCCAUGUCAAGCCCACCGCCACGUCAAGCCCACCGCCAUGUCAAGCCCACCGCCAUGUCAAGCCCACCGCCAUGUCAAGCCCACCGCCACGUCAAGCCCACCGCCACGUCAAGCCCACCGCCACAUCAAGCCCACCGCCACGUCAAGCCCACCGCUACGUCAAGCCCACCGCCACGUCAAGCCCACCGCCACGUCAAGCCCACCGCCACGUCAAGCCCACCGCCACAUCAAGCCCACCGCCACAUCAAGCCCACCGCCACGUCAAGCCCACUGCCACGUCAAGCCCACGCCACAUUAAGCCCACCGCCACAUCAAGCCCACCGCCACAUCAAGCCCACCGCCACAUCAAGCCCACCGCCACGUCAAGCCCACCGCCACGUCAAGCCCACCGCCACAUCAAGCCCACCGCCACGUCAAGCCCACGCCACAUUAAGCCCACCACCACGUCAAGCCCACUGCCACGUCAAGCCCACCGCCACAUCAAGCCCACCGCCACAUCAAGCCCACGCCACAUUAAGCCCACCGCCACAUCAAGCCCACCGCCACAUCAAGCCCACUGCUACAUCAAGCCCACCGCCACAUCAAGCCCACCGCCACAUCAAGCCCACAGCCACGUCAAGCCCACAGCCACGUCAAGCCCACAGCCACAUCAAGCUCACCGCCACAUCAAGCCCACCGCCACAUCAAGCCCACUGCUACAUCAAGCCCACCGCCACAUUAAGCCCACCGCCACAUCAAGCCCACCGCCACAUCAAGCCCACCGCCACAUCAAGCCCACUGCUACAUCAAGCCCACCGCCACAUUAAGCCCACCGCCACAUUAAGCCCACCGCCACGUCAAGCCCACCGCCACAUCAAGCCCACCGCCACAUUAAGCCCACCGCCACAUCAAGCCCACCGCCACGUCAAGCCCACCGCCACAUCAAGCCCACUGCUACAUCAAGCCCACCGCCACAUCAAGCCCACCACCACAUAA